This is a messenger RNA of Suricata suricatta (meerkat), 1961 nucleotides long. It is a transcript of the gene GIMAP4, whose product is annotated as GTPase, IMAP family member 4. Lineage: Eukaryota; Metazoa; Chordata; Mammalia; Carnivora; Herpestidae. The coding region runs from base 119 to 1117 and encodes 332 amino acids. Gene Ontology annotation, molecular function: GTP binding. The record is from RefSeq and is a predicted model, not a curated record. The transcript has 3 exons.
AGUCUGGACAGCUCCUCCUCUCACUUCCUCUCUCCGUUUCCUCAACAUCUUGGCUUAGUAUUGUCUUCAGUGUUAGAGAAGGGAGCAGGAGCCAGAUUUUCCAGGAGUUCACACUGCAAUGGCAGACCCCACGCGUGGUCCAUGGUGUGGCGCCAGUGACCCCAGGAGCAGCUGUGGUGAGAUGGUGCUUAGAAACCAAGAUGGCGGUGAUUCACAGCUGAGACUUGUCUUAGUGGGUAAGACAGGAGCAGGGAAAAGUGCCACGGGCAAUAGCAUCCUUGGAAAGAAAGUGUUUCCUUCCAGCAUUGCCGCAAUAUCUGUCACCAAAACCUGUAGCAAAGGGAGCAUCAGGUGGCAUGGAAGAGAAAUUGUAGUCGUGGAUACGCCUGGCAUUUUUGACACCGAGACACGUGAUGCAGAAACCUGUGAGGAGAUUGCUCGCUGCAUCAUCCUGACUUCCCCAGGGCCUCACGUUCUGCUCUUGGUGGUCCCGCUGGGCCGGUACACGAAGGAAGAGUGCAAGGCCACAGAGAAGAUUCUGCAAAUGUUUGGACUCAGAGCUAUGAGAUACAUGAUUCUCUUGUUCACCCGGAAAGAUGACUUGGUUGACCUCAAUUUCCUUGAUUACUUAAAGGAAGCACCAGAAGACAUACGACAGCUGGUGGACAAGUUUGGUGAUCGCUACUGCCUGUUCAACAAUCGGGCGACAGGAGCUGAGCAGGAGGUCCAGAGAGACCAGCUGCUGGCGCUGGUCCGCCGCGUGGUGGCCGAGAAUGAAGGGAGAUGCUACACAAAUAAGAUGUACCGAAAGGCCGACGAGGAGAUUCAGAAACAAAUCCAAGCCAUGCAGGAACAUUACAGGGAAGAGCUAGAGAGAGAGAGAGUGAAGAUAAGAAAGGAAUUUGAAGACAAAAUCAGAGAGCUGGAGGAUAAACUAGAGCGGCAGAAACGAAUGGAACAAAUGGAGAAAGAAUUGGCUGAGCGAGAGGCUCUCUAUGCCCUAAAGCAGCAAAAUGCCAGAUGUGAAGUUGAGGGUCAGUACAGGAUACUUGAUGUGAUCAUGGCAACACUGAAGAUGGUUUUUCCUUUUUUAUCUCGCCUAUUUAUGGAAGAUUAACGGGAAUGAAAAGAUCUCCUAUUUCCUGCACAUUUUCUGCUGGUGGUGCCAGCCUCCCAACCCCCGAACUCAUUCUCCAAUCUUGGAGUAGUCUCAGUUCUGUCUCUCAGACUCUCCAUUCUGUCUCUCUGACUCUCAGGGGUAUAAUCAAGUUCACUGUGGAUGAUUGGCAGAUGUGUGAUUGACUUAACAGGAGAGGGACAAACUCUCAAUUUGUGGAACUCCAGAGUAGAAGGUGAUGAUGCUCUUCUAAGAAGAUGACCCCAAAAUUUCUCUAUUCAUCCCCAGUAAAAUCUAGAUUCUUUCUAGAUUGAUGGAUAUCCUCUCUGUGUCUUCUACUCACUGAUUUUUGCCCUUAAAACACAGUGACCACCUUUCCUAUGUGGUUUGUUAGACAGGUUGGUUCUUUGACUUGGGUAAUCUGUCAAUUCUUAUAGAAUUCUUACAGAUGAAUGGAAAUGUAUUUAGUUAUAUUUUUUACAAAAGGAUUCAAAUUGUUCCUUAUCACCUGCUCAUUGAAGAACAUACAGUUGUCUGGAAAAUAGAUCUCUCAGAACUCAACUAAAUGAAAUGCCAGAAAGAGCAGGUGAAAAACAAAGAUUCAAAGUGGAAGAGAGCAAUAGUUGCCAUGUUCAGAUGGAUCUGAGUAUAGCAACUCUUUGUCCAACCCCCACGCAACAUGUUUGCUGAAUAACCACUUCUCUUCUUUUUUGAGAAACUGUUGCCACAUCACCUCCAACACCUCACACCUUCAUUACUAACUGCAGGUACGGCCCCCUCCCAGUGAAUUGUUUGCUAAUGUGAUUAUAAUAAAAAUGCUCUGUUCUCUCAUUAUUCUCUAAAA